Molecule: messenger RNA, 1314 nt
Organism: Micromonas pusilla CCMP1545
Lineage: Eukaryota; Viridiplantae; Chlorophyta; Mamiellophyceae; Mamiellales; Mamiellaceae
Exons: 1
Coding region: 1-1314 (437 amino acids)
Molecular function (GO): protein binding
Source: RefSeq, a predicted model, not a curated record
AUGGCGCCUCCGAAGCGCAGAAGGAGCGCGCGCCUCGCGGUCGACGACGACGACAGAUCCACCGACGACAGAUCCACCGACGACCUGCGGCGGGAGAACGCCGACCUGCGGCGGGAGAUCGCCGCGCUCGAGGAGGAGCUUCGAUCGCUGCGCGAAGCCGCGCGCUCGCCGUCAAUCCUGGAGCGAUUCGUCGAGGAAGCGCCCGACGUCUUCGCCGCGCAUGUGCUCCCGCGGUUCGACAACUACGGCGAUCUCGCGGUGCUCGCGAUGGUGAACCGUCAGAUGCGCGGCGUCGUCUUCGAAUUGCCCGUCGGCGACGUGAGGUGGACGGGCGCGGCGGUGAGCAGAGAGCUCGCGAAGGUGCGAAACUUCGUCGGGUCGAUCCGCAGGCUCGCGUGGGCGUGGGAGCGAGGGUGUCCGUGGAACGCGAAGACGUUCGCGUGCAUCGCGAAGGGUGGAAACUUGGAGGUCGCGAAGUGGGCGAAGGAACGAGGAUGCCAGUGGGACGAGAGGACUUGCGCCGAAGCCGCGGGUGAAGGCCACCUGGAGGUGUUGCAAUGGUUGCGAGCGAACGGCUGCCCGUGGAACGAGUGGACUUGCUUCCAUGCCGCUAUGGGUGGCCACUUCGAGGUGCUGAAGUGGGCGCGAGCGAAUGGCGCUCUGUGGGACGAGAACACUUGCUCCUCAGCCGCGUGGAGUGGCGAUUUGCAGAUCCUGCAGUGGGCGCGAGCGAACGGCUGUCCGUGGGACGGGGAGACUUGCUCCGAGGCCGCGAUUCACGGCCACCUCGAGUUGCUGCAGUGGGCGCGGGCGAACGGAUGUCCGUGGGACGAGUCGACUUGCUCCCGCGCAGCGGAAGGCGAAGAGCUGGAGGUGUUGAAGUGGGCGCGAGCGAACGGAUGUCCGUGGGACACGAAGACUUGCGCCGAGGCGGCGUGUGGUGGGCAACUCGAGAUGCUGCAGUGGGCGCGAGCGAACGGCGCUCCGUGGGACGAGGAGACUUGCUCCAAAGCAGCGGAAGGCGAAGAUCUGGAGGUGUUGAAGUGGGCGAGAGAGAACGGAUGUCCGUGGGACACGAAGACUUGCGCCGAGGCGGCGACUGGUGGGCAACUCGAGAUGCUGCAGUGGGCGCGAGCGAACGGCGCUCCGUGGGACGAGGAGACUUGCUCCAAAGCAGCGGAAGGCAACGAGCUGGAGGUGUUGCAGUGGGCGAGAGCGAACGGAUGUCCGUGGGACAAGGAGACUUGCAAGAAGGCCGAGGAAGGCGGUCACCUGGAGGUGCUGCGGUGGGCGGGCGAGAACGGCGCUCCGUGA